GCUGGCAGAGCCGACAGGCAAUGAGUAGCAGAGCUUUAAAUCAGGGGAGGAGAGCAGGCCGCCGCCGGAGAUAGGAAGACCCAAUAUCAGCUGCCUCCCUCCUAUCUCCAGUCCCUAGACAGAGGUCACCGUCCUGACUGACGUUCCCGACAUGGACUUCCAGAAAACCUUAAUGGAUUAUAAAGAAAUUGCUGUACAACAUGUGCUCGACAUUCGAAGCUUUAUCAAUGAUUCCUUCAAAGAACUUGAACCAUCCCAUCUUAUAACACUAACUGUUGCCUCAACACUGGUGACCAUAUGGACGUACAACUUCAUAUUUCAACGUGAAAGUAUAAAGUCCAGAUGUAAGAAGCAAUUUUUCCGGAUAAUCAGAAGAAUGCCAUUUAUAGGUUCAAAAAUCCAGAAUGAACUCAAUAAAGCUUUGGAUUACAUGGCUCAUGGAAUGCUCAAUGAGAAAUACGGAAUGAGCUUUGUAAAAACUCUCCCGCACACUGGACUUAAGCAAGAACAAGUUAUGGAGAAGUUAAAGGAAUACUCUGCUCUAAGUGAGGUGUCAUGGGAGCAAGGAAAAGUGUCUGGAACGGUUUAUAGCGGAGAUGAACGGCUUACCCAACUUCUUGUGAAGGUGUAUGGAGAGUUUGCCUGGAGCAAUCCUUUACAUCCUGAUGUUUUUCCCGGUGUACGUAAAAUGGAAGCAGAAGUAAUAAGAAUGGCGUGUAACCUUUUUAACGGAGGUCCUGAGACAUGUGGAGCAGUGACAUCUGGAGGUACCGAAAGCAUCUUGAUGGCCUGCAAAGCGUAUAGAGACCUGGCAUAUGAAAGGGGAAUCAAGUACCCAGAAAUUGUUGCUCCAGUAAGCGCUCAUGCAGCAUUUGAUAAAGCGGCUCAUUAUUUUGGCAUGAAGAUUGUGCAUAUCCCCCUGGAUAAGAAAACCAUGAGAGUGGAUGUGAAGGCUAUGAGGAGAGCAAUCUCUAAAAACACAGCGAUGCUAGUUUGUUCUGCCCCGCAGUUUCCACAUGGUAUUAUUGAUCCUAUAGAAGAAGUAGCUAAGCUGGCCCUAAAAUACAAAAUCCCUUUCCACGUGGAUGCCUGUUUGGGUGGAUUUCUCAUUGUAUUCAUGGAGAAAGCUGGUUUUCCUCUUCCGCCAUUUGACUUUAGGGUCAAAGGAGUGACAAGCAUCUCGGCAGAUACUCAUAAGUAUGGCUUCGCACCUAAAGGGUCUUCAGUGAUACUGUAUAGCCACAAGGACUAUAGGCACUAUCAGUACUUUGUUGCAUCAGACUGGCCAGGUGGACUGUAUGCUUCUCCCUCUAUAGCUGGCUCUCGACCUGGUGGGAUUGUAGCUGCUUGUUGGGCAACAAUGAUGCACAUGGGGGAAGACGGAUAUGUUGAAGCCACCAAGAAUAUCAUUUCGACUGCACGAUUCAUCAUAAAAGAGUUGCAGAAAAUGAAAGAAAUCUUUGUUUUUGGGAAUCCUGAGGUUUCAGUGAUCGCAAUUGGUUCAAAAGUUUUUGAUAUCUACCGCCUGUCUACCUCUUUGACAGCAAAAGGCUGGAAUCUGAAUACACUUCAAUUUCCAUCAAGUAUUCAUAUAUGUCUCACAUUGCUGCACACAAAACCUGGAGUAGCGCAACUUUUUGUGAAGGAUGUCCGAGAUUCAUUGUCUGUGAUCAUGGAAGAUCCUGGAGCCAAAGCUACUGGAGUGGGUGCGAUCUAUGGGAUGGCGCAGACGAUUCCAGAUAGAUCCAUGGUUUCUGAAAUUUCAAAAGCGUUCCUGGACUGCUUGUAUCUCACAGAAUUGCCACCCAGUGUCAAACAUAUAAAUGGUUCACCUGGACACCAAUAGACAUUACUGUUUUCCUUUAGGCGGUACUAUUCCAAAUGGUUCCACAGGGCAGCAGAAUCUCACAGAGACUGCUUUUUAUUACUUUUUGUUGACUUUUAAGGGAUGUGUCUUUUUGAUGUUUUAUAUUCCCAAUGAUUAAGGUGCUUGUUGCCUAGAAAUAUUGUUCCCUUUCCUACAGAAUUGACAACAUGAGUAAUGUAUGUGCCUCGUAACAUCCGAGGAUUUGAAUAGCCUGAUGUCCAGGCUCAACAAUCCACAAAACUGCAACAUAGGGAUACAUGUGAAGAACGUGAUGCAUCACUAGUCUUUGCUUUCUUUACAGUGACCAUAUUAGAAAAGUCCAUGGAAAGCACAGGGAUGGGACAGUUUUAUGUAUUAAUGGGAUUGAUUAAGUAUAGUCUUGGUGGCCUAUAUCUUAGAAUGUGUCAUCGGGGAUUAACCACUGUCGCCAUCCAAUAUUACUAGAAUGAAGUGGCAGCAGCAGUAGGAAGCACAGAACGGAGCCAACAGUAGGCACAGCAUGGUGCUUCCAUAAGCAUAAUUCCAUGUACAACUAUUCUCCAUAAUUGAAUGUCUAGUACAAUGGAGAUUCUAAAUACAAAUGGUUAAUGGUGUAGCUGGUGGAUGUCAAGAUUUAUAGAUAGAAAACGGUUUCUGCCAAUAGACAAUAGAAACAUUUUAUUUUUAUUUUUUUCAAUUUUACUCAUCAAGAAGUUGCUGCUCAGUAAGAUUACUGGAAAUCACAAAGGACAAUAAUUGUUCUGUUGCACUUCAGCACAUUUACUGUAUGUUCUGUUUUCACAAUUGGCGAUUGUUAUACAUUUGUUUUACAGUUUUUUGUUUUUGUUUUUCCUUUUUUUUUAUCCAAAUUAAUCUGUAACCUUUGUAAUUAUUUCCUAUAAGAUGUAAAGAUGACCAUACACACUUGAUUGAAGCAAGUUAAUGGUUGAACAACCAUUUAAAGAACGAUCAUCUGGUGAAUGGUCUUACGCCGAUGCAGCCAUACACAUUUGAGUCCAUAUGGCCAUACGUGUUUAGUCUAUAAAAGGGAGAAAAGAAAAUGGCACUGUAAAGUACAUGGUAUUGUAAAUGGUGGAGUGCUAACCUGAUCAGAUUGUAUAGGUCGAGCACGAUACGAAAUAUCAACUGUUUCGCUGCUGCUGCUGCUCUGAUUAGAGUCAUGGGAGUCAAGUCUGAAACCAAUAGAUUGCAAAGAAUCGUAAAAAAAA
Molecule: messenger RNA, 3075 nt
Organism: Bufo bufo (common toad)
Lineage: Eukaryota; Metazoa; Chordata; Amphibia; Anura; Bufonidae
Product: sphingosine-1-phosphate lyase 1-like
Exons: 14
Coding region: 152-1846 (564 amino acids)
Biological process (GO): sphingolipid catabolic process; carboxylic acid metabolic process
Cellular component (GO): endoplasmic reticulum
Molecular function (GO): sphinganine-1-phosphate aldolase activity; pyridoxal phosphate binding
Source: RefSeq, a predicted model, not a curated record